UUAAAGGAAUCCAAACGGGCAGUGAACAGCCUUCGGGAUAUUGUUGAUGAUGAUGAUGACGACCUUGAGAGGGUCAGCUGGAGCGGAGAACCUGUGGGAAGUAUCUCCUGGUCGAUCAAAGAGACAGCCUCUAGCAACACCAGCUCGUUGGAGGGCCGAGACUCCAGCCUGCAAAAGGGCUCUUCCUCCUAUGCUGCUCUUCCCAAACAAGUUUCCUCCUACUCCCUAAGCAGCCUAUUCAAAGGACGAAACAAACUUCCAAGUUUCCAGUCCCUUUCAGAUGCCAUUUCUGACGUGGGAAUUAAAAACUACGCCCCAGAGCUGCGCAGACCGAAAGCCGAGUACAAGGAUUACAGCAGUGACUGGAGCCCCAAAGAUACAGUCAUGCGAAUGCAGAGGGGCAAGGUCUGCUCCCUGGAGAGAUUCCGCUCCCUGCAGGACAAGCUGGUGCUCUUGGAUGAAGCUGUGGCAGGACAUGAUGGGAAUGUCAUUACAGCUGUCCUGAUAUUCCUGAAACGGACACUGAGGAGAGAGAUCUUGUUUCGGGAGCUGGAGGUGCGGCAGGUGGCCUUGUGUCAUCUGAUCCAUUUCCUCAAAGAGACGGGUGAGCAGAAGUUUCUUCUGGAUCUGCUCAGGUUCCUAGACAGGACUGAGGAAGUUGCUCUGUCCCAGUACCGGGAGCAUUUGAACAUCCAGGAUGUAGAAAAAAGGAGGGAAUUUCUGAAAGGCUGCAUUGGGCUGCCAUUUUCAGCUGAGGAUACCUCCCACAUCCAAGACCAUUAUACCCUGUUGGAGCGACAGAUCAUCAUUGAGGCCAAUGAUCGGCACUUGGAGACAGCUGGACAGUCAGAGAUAUUUCGGAAAUAUCCUCGCAAGGCUUCAAUUCUCAACAUGCCACUAGUGACCACCCUUUUCUAUUCCUGUUUCUACCACUACACAGAGGCUGAGGGAACAUUCAGCAGCCCAGCCAACCUGAAGAAAACAUUUAAGAUUCCUGAUAAGCAGUAUGUGUUGACUGCCCUGGCUGCCCGUGCCAAGCUCCGAGCCUGGGAUGAUGUGGAUGCCCUCUUCACCACCAAGAACUGGCUGGGCUACACCAAGAAGAAGGCACCUAUUGGUUUCCACCGGGUGGUGGAGAUCUUGCAGAGGAACAACGCUCCUGUGCAGGUGCUGCAGGAGUAUGUGCGCCUGGUGGAGGAUGUGGAGACACGGUUGAACCUUGCCACCAAAUACAAGUGCCAUGAUGUUGUCAUUGAGACCUACAGGGAUCUAAAGGAUCGCAUCCAACUGACAGCGUAUAAAUGCAAGGUGGAGCGAGGCUCUGCAGAAGAAGAGAAGAUAAACAGCAUUCUCAGCAACAUGCAAAUCCGAUGGAAGAACUGAGCUCCUGUAAAGCAGCCUGCUUGGCCUUUGCCUUACCAGUGAAAGAGGAAACUGCAAAACCCAGUCCAGUGCUGACAGAGCAACUCUGUUACUACACAUUGCAUGAUCAACGUUCAUCAGUGACAGUGGGUGCCCAUGGCUUGUGGGACAGUGGCGUUCAGGCUGGUUGAAGGCAGCUGCUCCAAUGUAGCCAGCAGAACCAUGGUAC
Messenger RNA from Apaloderma vittatum (bar-tailed trogon), 1591 nucleotides. It is a transcript of the gene VIPAS39, whose product is annotated as VPS33B interacting protein, apical-basolateral polarity regulator, spe-39 homolog. Gene Ontology annotation, cellular component: cytoplasm. Lineage: Eukaryota; Metazoa; Chordata; Aves; Trogoniformes; Trogonidae. The transcript has 18 exons. The record is from RefSeq and is a predicted model, not a curated record. Gene Ontology annotation, biological process: intracellular protein transport; vacuolar transport. The annotation marks the transcript as partial.